Cylas formicarius (sweet potato weevil) is the source of this 2869-nucleotide messenger RNA. RefSeq names its product neutral alpha-glucosidase C-like. The transcript has 15 exons. Lineage: Eukaryota; Metazoa; Arthropoda; Insecta; Coleoptera; Brentidae. The coding region runs from base 77 to 2656 and encodes 859 amino acids. The record is from RefSeq and is a predicted model, not a curated record. Gene Ontology annotation, molecular function: alpha-glucosidase activity; carbohydrate binding. Gene Ontology annotation, biological process: carbohydrate metabolic process; N-glycan processing.
AAUAUAUUGUCGUGUACACAAUUACACAAUGAAGUGAUCGCUUGGCUAAUGGUGUUUCCAUCAAAAUUUAACGAUAAUGUUUGCCAAACUUUUCAUAUGGGGUUGCAUGGUAACUCUAGUAAUAGGUGCCGACGAUGGUGGUUUAGUACCCAGCAAUAACGAAGAUAUUCCUUUCCCAUUCAACUGUUCCACCAGAGCGUUUUGCUCUAACCUGAGGACAAGGAUACCAACUCGCGACGAAGAUUACUACGCAUUAUAUCAAAAUCUAGAUGGAGACUCAUUCGUCUACAUUUUGGAAAACAACCAAGGAAACCAAUUAUUGUUCACUUUACAAGGACUCGCGGGCAGGAAAUAUAGAAUUAAUAUAGAGGAAAUUGAUCGGCACAGAUACAAAUUGCCCUACGUUCUGGUAGAAGAUCCUUUAUCGGCAAGCAUCACAGACUUCCAAAUUGAUGACGCAUGGGUUAGAGGAUCGUAUGGACAAGGUGACGAAUUUAUUAUAUACGCUUCGCCCUUCAAAAUUGAGUUUUACUACGACGAUGUAUUGCAAAGUGUUUUUGAACCCAGCCGACUGAUUAUGGAAAACACGGGCCAAAGCCAAGCCUUUGCAUUCGCGUUAAGAUUUCCCGAAGCAGAUCGUCUUUUAGGGCUCCACGAACAUGCGGAUGGUCUGACACUGCGCCACACUGCUGAUCUCUCCAUCGACCCCUACAGGCUGAGGAACACAGAUUACGGUACCUACACGUACGAUAUUAACAGCACCAAAUCUAUGUAUGGCGCUGUUCCUGUUCUAUACGGUGUGGGAACUAAUUCAACUUCUGGCGUGUUUCUGCAUAAUGCUGCAGAAAUGUUCGUUGAUGUCAAUAACGCAAACCAAUCCGCAUAUUUUAUGGUGGAUGGCGGAACUUUGGAUCUUUUCGUACUCUUAGGGCCGACACUGAAAGAUACAGUCAGACAGUAUUUAAAUUUGACAGGAGUUGCCCAUUUACCCCAGCUUUGGACCUUAGGUUACCAUCAGUGCAGGGUUUCUUACGAAUCUACAGAUGAUGUCAAAGAUAUAAUCACCAAAUUCGACCAAUAUGAUUACCCGUUGGACGGAAUGUGGUUAGUCAGGGCGGCAACCGAUAACCAACGAUGGUUUACAUGGAACGCUUCCACAUUUAGCGAUAUUAUCUCGCUCUUAGAUUGGUCCGAGUCACAGGCACAUAGGAAAAUGACCUGCAUGACAGAAUGUAACAUAAAGGUGGAUCCUACUUAUAAAUUGUACAACGAUGGCCUUAAAAAUGACUACUUCGUAAAGAAUCCAGACGGUACCAACUUUAUCAAUAUUUGCUGGGCAGGGAACAGUACGUGGUUCGAUUUCCUCAACCCAGAAGCUCUUGAUUAUUAUGCCGGAUUGUACUCUUACGACAACUUCCCAUCUACUCCCACUCUAGCUGGUUUUUGGAAUGAUAUGGACGAACCAGCUUUGUUCGAUAAUUUAUAUGAACGAACUUUACCGUUUUCGUCUCUUCACUACGGAAACGUUUUGCAUCGCGAUAUCCACAACAUGUAUGGAUUAUUACAGGUAAAAGCAUCUCACAAAGGACUAGUGGCGCGAGACGAAGGAAGAUUAAGGCCGUUUAUAUUAAGUCGUUCAACUUUUGCCGGUAGCCAGAGGUAUGCCGCGAAAUGGAGUGGUGACAACGAGGGAUUAUUUGAGGAUAUGCGUUUCACAGUUCCCAUGACGAUGGUAGCGAAUCUAGUUGGUAUCGUAUUCUACGGAGCCGACAUACCCGGAUUUAGAUAUGGAGCAACAGAUGAAUUGACCGUCAGAUGGUAUCAGGUCGGAAGUUGGAUUCCGUUCUUCCGCGCUCACGCUUGGUCUGGUCCUAGAAGGGAACCAUACACUUUUAACGACGACAUUCAAGUUCUUCUUAAAGAAGCUAUGAGCUGGAGAUAUAAGCACUUGCCUUAUUGGUACGCCACUUUUUACGAGCAUACGCUUCAAGGAGAUCCUAUCGUGAGACCACUGCUCUACGAAUAUUCUGAAGAUCGCGAAGUCUACGACCUCAAUGACCAGUUCUUGAUUGGAAGGGAUAUAUUGGUGGCUUCAGUUUUUGAAUCGAAUUUAACAGCAGUGGAUGUAUACUUCCCGGGAGGCAAGGAACAGGUUUGGUACCAAGUGCUCGGAAACAAUACCCGCGCGUUUGAAGGUGGAAAUUUGGUAUCAAUUCCUGUAGAUAUAACGUCCAUUCCCAUAUUUUACAGAGGCGGUAGUAUAAUACCGAGGAAGGAAGUAGUUAAGAGGUCGUCAGCAGAAACGCGAGAGGAUAGCAUUACUCUGCAUGUCAUUCCUGAUGGCAACAAUAUUGCUUACGGACAAGUUUACGUUGACGAUUACGAAAGUUUUGACUACAUUAUUGAGAAUAAGUUCCUAUAUUUGAACGUUACUUUUAAUGGAGAGAUUGUUCAAGUCAGAAAGUUUGACGACGCUGCCAAUUCUGAUGAUUUCACGGUUUCCUUCGAUAGGAUUAUUGUCUAUCGCUUGGCAGAUGACGGUACUUACUAUAUCGAAGAUUUUACAACAACCUCCGAAGGAACUCCGAUCGUGGAACUUGAUUUUCGCGGAGUUUUGGCAUCCAGUGAAGAAAGUUUAUAUAUUAAUUUGAAAUAAAUAACAUUCCCUUCGCUUGCUUUCAAUCAAAAUUUCUGACGUACUGCUUUUUGUGAAAACAAAGAUAACAUACAUAACAUUUCCAUAACUUCCUUGGUCUUUGAGAUUCCGGGUGAUUUUGAAAACUUUCAGUUUUGGGAUAGCCACAUAUUUCAGUUUUUAAUGUGUUGGCAGGGCAAAAAAUAUAUAAAUAAAUAUAAUAAUAUAAUAUAA